This is a messenger RNA of Protobothrops mucrosquamatus (brown spotted pit viper), 1389 nucleotides long. Its product is annotated as vomeronasal type-2 receptor 26-like. NCBI's taxonomy places the organism in Eukaryota, Metazoa, Chordata, Lepidosauria, Squamata, Viperidae. Gene Ontology annotation, biological process: G protein-coupled receptor signaling pathway. Bases 1 to 1389 code for a protein of 462 amino acids. The transcript is spliced from 3 exons. Gene Ontology annotation, molecular function: G protein-coupled receptor activity. The record is from RefSeq and is a predicted model, not a curated record. Gene Ontology annotation, cellular component: membrane.
AUGACUUCAGAUGCUCUGCUGGACCUGCUUUCAGAUGGAGAAGCCAAUGUUCCCAACUACAGCUGUGGAAGGCAAAGAAACACACUAGCCAUUCUUGAAGAGGCUGAGACUGGCAUCUCCACCCAGAUUUCGACCAUGUUAAAUACCUACAAAAUCCCACAGUUUCAUUCGUUCCUUCAAAGUUCUGAGUUUUAUAAUAAUUCCAUAGGAGUAUUGUAUGUGGAUAAGAAUGGAGAGCUGGUGGCAGACCUGGAUAUUGUGAACUGGUUGAUUUUCACCAAUAUGUCUGUUAGCAGAGUGAAAUGUGGAAGUAUAGAAAGGCAGGGCUCCUUGGAUUUCAAGUUCAUGAUCAGUCAGAAAGCUAUUGAAGACAUGGAAGUGCUGAACAAGGUGGGGAAAAGACAUCAUUCUGUUCUUCCUGAAGUUCUUACCAAGAGAUUUGCAGUGUUGGGAGAGGAGCAGCUUGGGCUGUCAUCUCAUUUCACCAACAGGGAUGCGCAAAAAUGCACCAAAUGCCUAGAAGAUCAGUAUCCAAACAUUAAACGUGUUCACUGUAUUCCCAAGAUUAAAAAUUAUCUUUCUUACAAAGAAGCUCUGGGGAUCAUCCUGGCUUCCAUUGCCUUGUUCAUGUUUUUAACCACAGCCUUUGUUUUGGGAAUCUUCAUUAAAUUCCUAGACACUCCAAUCAUCAAAGCCAACAACAGAGAUCUUUCCUACAUCCUCCUGGUCUCCCUCCUGCUUUCCUUCUUAACCUCCUUCCUCUUCAUUGGCCAGCCAACAAAACAAACCUGCCUUCUCCGACAAACAGUCUUCAGCAUCAUCUUCUCCAUUGCCAUUUCUUCAAUCUUGGCCAAAACGAUCACAGUGGUAUUAGCCUUCUUGGCCACUAAGCCAGGGAAUAAAAUGCAGAGAUGGCUGGGGAAAAGCCUAGCCAACUCCAUCAUCCUUUCUUGUUCUGGUGUCCAAGUUAUUCUCUGCAGCAUUUGGUUGGGCACUUUCUCCCCAUUCCCUGACUCUGACAUGCAUUCUCAGUCUAGAGAGAUCAUUCUGCAAUGUAAUGAAGGGUCUAUCUCCAUGUUUUAUUCUGCCCUUGGUUACAUGGGCUUCCUGGCUGCUAUCUGCUUCACAGUGGCUUUCCUGGCCAGGAAUCUGCCUGGGGCAUUCAAUGAAGCCAAGCUGAUCACUUUCAGCAUGCUGGUCUUUUGCAGUGUUUGGGUCUCCUUUGUCCCCACUUACCUGAGCACUAAAGGGAAAUACAUGGUAGCCGUGCAGGUCUUCUCCAUUUUAGCCUCCAGUGCUGGUCUGGUGAGCUUUAUAUUUUUCCCCAAGUGCUACAUUAUUUACCUAAGACCCGAUUUGAAUACAAAACUUCAUGUGAUGUCAAAAUAA